This is a messenger RNA of Aphanomyces astaci, 1938 nucleotides long. RefSeq names its product aspartyl/glutamyl-tRNA(Asn/Gln) amidotransferase, A subunit. Bases 147 to 1796 code for a protein of 549 amino acids. Gene Ontology annotation, cellular component: glutamyl-tRNA(Gln) amidotransferase complex. Gene Ontology annotation, molecular function: glutaminyl-tRNA synthase (glutamine-hydrolyzing) activity. The record is from RefSeq and is a predicted model, not a curated record. Lineage: Eukaryota; Oomycota; Saprolegniomycetes; Saprolegniales; Verrucalvaceae. Gene Ontology annotation, biological process: translation. The transcript is spliced from 8 exons.
CCGAAAUAAGCCUAGAUUAGUGACGUGCAUCCUGAUUGAACUUGCUGCAACUUGUGACCAUCAACCUCGCCAUCGUAAUGCUGCUGCACUUUCGCCCGACACUGCGGUACUUUACCAUCAUCGUAUCCAUGUUGUAAGAUACAUGUAUGUUGUCUGUGCAUCAGACAUCGCCCCUCGUUGCGAUCCGUGAGCAGUUGGGCAGGCCGAUCGCUGACGGACGCAUCGGCAGCCCUUGCGAAUGGGUCGGUCACGUCUGUGGCUCUCACGCAAGCGUGCAUCGACCAGAUCGAAGCCACAAAGCGCUUCAACAUGUUUGUCGCGACGACGUUCGAUUCGGCACUGGCACGGGCCUCGGAAUCGGACGCACGGCGACGAGAUGGGCGCGCGUGUGGACCGCUGGACGGCAUUCCUGUCGGCGUCAAGGACAUCUUUUGCAUGCAGAAUGGCGUGCCCACGACCGCGAGCUCCAAGAUCCUGCAAGGUAUGUCCGUCUUGAUCGAUGUUUGAUCCGUCCAUCACGACGACGGGACGACGCAGGCUUCGUGGCACCCUACGAGUCAACCGCCACCCAGCGCCUCCUCGACGCCGGGGCCAUUCCAUUGGGCAAGCUCAACAUGGACGAGUUUGCGAUGGGGUCCGGCACGACGUACAGCACGUUCGGCCCAACGAUCAACCCGUGGUCGAGUGACUUGGGGGACCGGGCGUUGGUCGCCGGCGGCAGUUCCGGGGCCAGCGCCGCCGCGGUCGCGUCCGGAUGUUGCUUUGCCGCGCUCGGGUCGGACACGGGCGGCUCCGUUCGACAACCGGCGGCGUAUUGCGGAGUCACGGGCCUCAAACCCAACUACGGCCGCAUUUCUCGGCAUGGCAUGAUUGCGUUUGCCAGCUCGUUGGACACCCCCGGCAUCCUGGCCAAAACCAUUCGCGACGCAGCUAUUGUAUUGCAUGCCAUUGCCGGACCAGAUGGCCACGACUCGACGGCCCUUCCUGACAAGUUGCCAUCUCAAUGGGAGCCAGCAUCAGAAACCGAUGCAACCAACACAAAACAGUUGACGGUGGGUGUGCCCAAGGAGUACUAUGUCAAAGAACUGCCCGAGUCGAUUCUAAAAGUAUGGGACCAAGGCAUCGAGUGGCUACUGCAAUCUGGCGUGCGGGUGGUGGAAGCCUCGCUCCCGACUACAAAGUAUGCACUGCCGACGUACUACAUCCUAGCUUGUGCCGAAGCCUCGUCCAACUUGUCACGCUAUGACGGCGUCCGCUACGGCUUUCGCGCUGAAUUGAACAACGAGGCUGCUGCCGCCGCGGUCGCCGACGCCUCCAACAACCAAGCGAACGCAUUACAUGACUUGUACUGCCGCACGCGAUCCGAAGGAUUUGGCGACGAAGUGCAGCGCCGCAUCUUGUCGGGGACGUUUGUCUUGUCGGCGGGUGCGUUGGCAGACUACUACGAACGCGCUGUGCUCGUGCGCCAGACCAUUCGCGACGACUUUGCCUCGACGUUCGAGUCGGGGAUUGAUGUGUUGUUGACCCCCACAACGCCGUCCGGGCCGUUUGCUGUGCACGGCAAGGCCAACCCCGUGGACAUGUUUAUGAACGACAUCAUGACCAUUCCCGCCAGUCUCGCGGGGCUCCCGUCCGUGUCGGUGCCCGCGGCUGUGCUGGACCAAAUGCCCCUGGGACUGCAACUCAUUGGCGCCCCCCACCAAGAACACACGCUGCUGCAUGUGGCGCAUCUGUUGGAGCAACGUGCAGACUUUUCCCGACACAUCCCCUUGCGUGUGUUGACAUCGGCGCGAUAAGAUAUACUGACUGGACGUACACUAUACGUAAAGUGAACGGUACAUAAACACUUACGUUACGUACAGUGGUAUAGUGAACGGAGAAUUGAAGGUUGAAGCUCAAACUGCACCCUCUACUUUCGUUGCGUAAAGUGACGUCGGC